AUGUGUCAAAGAUCCGUCCUUCGGUACCUAAGGCACUCACACGCCCAAUCUGACACUUCUCACUUCCUUAUCCACUUUUCUGAACCAGAAUUAGCGGCAACAUCGACUGAGCAUCUUCUUUCGUCCUGCUUUUCCAACAAGCCCAAGAUCCUUGAAGCUACGGAGGAAGUCAGGACUUCAGAGAGAGCUGUUGAGCUGCGACCCGUAUGGAGGACUAGCUCUAAUGACUCUCGGAUAGUGGAGCCAUCGCCUGCUACUGGAUUGGAUCUCGGCCUUCUUCCUUGUCUCCUGUCUCAUCCGAGUGCCGACAUGUGGGAUAGCGCGGUGAUAUUGGGGUCGCAGACCAACGCUAAGCUGGCCGUAGCCGAACUAGGGCGUUUCGUCUAUGCUGGACAGUUUUGGUUUCUUCUUCUCAAGAGCGCAAGUGCUCCAUUAUUCUUUCCCUCCAGCCACGGGGCGUUGAGUACGCUGACUCAGGGCAUUUCAUGUCCCGAAGAAUUUGACACGAACGAUGUGAAUGCAUCCAACCGCGAACGCUUCGCUCGCGGAUGCACGUUUUAG
This is a messenger RNA of Aspergillus uvarum CBS 121591, 561 nucleotides long. RefSeq lists its product as uncharacterized. The transcript is spliced from 7 exons. NCBI's taxonomy places the organism in Eukaryota, Fungi, Ascomycota, Eurotiomycetes, Eurotiales, Aspergillaceae. Bases 1 to 561 code for a protein of 186 amino acids. The record is from RefSeq and is a predicted model, not a curated record.